Mytilus trossulus (common blue mussel) is the source of this 5539-nucleotide messenger RNA. RefSeq lists its product as uncharacterized. The record is from RefSeq and is a predicted model, not a curated record. The coding region runs from base 262 to 4185 and encodes 1307 amino acids. Lineage: Eukaryota; Metazoa; Mollusca; Bivalvia; Mytilida; Mytilidae. The transcript is spliced from 2 exons.
GUAUGUAAAGAAAACUAAAAUGUACAUAUUGAUGACAAACGAUGAUGGAUUGGGAGAAAAUAUACUAGUUCUCUAGGUGAUCAACAGGUAAAAUCGAACAUGAUUUUGUGUAAUGGGUGGAUACCCCUUCUUGCUUUUCUAUCAUAAACGUCCUUGGAUAUUCAUCUCAUGCCGUUGAUAUUGAAAUUCCCUUUAAUUCAACAAAUUGAAUGUACUGUCUAGGUUAAAGACAUGGAUACACGUACUAUCUAAGUUAAAGACAUGGAUAACCGUCUUUAUCUUUUCAAAGGGAGAAAUGGAAAAUGGGGAACACAAGAUCGACGUAAAUCAUCUCCAUGUGUACAGUCAAAACCCGAGGACGACUACCUAAGAUAUAUAUAUGAAUGUAAACCAUGCUGUGUUAUUCUUACGGACGUCAUGCAGUUUUCUGAGAGUGAUUUGACGACUGGUAAAAGAAAUGUCUUACAAGCUGGAAAAGGAUUUCAAGAUAAAAGUGACAAAAUAUCAAAAUCGAAAACCACCUCUUCACAGGAGAAGAGUAGCGUUAUAAAUAAAAGGUUCACUUUGAAGAAAAGAUUGAACACAUCUUUCAUUAAAACAUGUACCAAAAAUGAGUACUUGUACAAAUUGGCAUCAUCUUACAACAGUUUAAAGUCAAUUUUCUUGAAAAGACACAACAGGAUAAAUAGAAGAAAGGGUUUAUCCUACGUUAAAGCUUAUCCAAUUAGACGUAGGUUGUCUUCAAGACCUGAAUCGGAAAUGGCUAAAAAUAAUCCGGUUUUAACAGAAGAGAGAGUAUUUGAUCAACCUUAUAUAAAAAAUACAAUGAACUUGGUCGACAAAAGAAGUGUUAAUGCUGAAAAUCAGUCGAAUGAGUGUGAUCUGGGAUUUAAAGAAACUGCAAAUCCGUUAACGAAGACAGAUAUACCUCACACGACAUUUUAUUCUUUACUGAAAGAAAAUAGUGACAUAACUGGGCAUGAAAUAUUUUGUGAUUUGAAUUGUGCUAAUUUUUCAUUGUCCGGGGAAUCUGACAUAACUAUACAGCACAGUGAACCACUGAAUGAGUAUAGAUUCAGCUGUGCAAAUAAGAAUUGUGCAACAAAAAACUCGCUUUCAAGAAUACGGGAUUUCGAAGCUUUAAAGAAAGUAGGCGAAAGCUACUGUUGUUGCUAUUGUUACAUUUCAAAGGAUAGUCUUGUUUCAAUAAAUGAACACAUAGAACAAACCCACAAUACAAUCGUACUCUUUACUUGCUUAUUAUGCGACAAAACAAUUCAUGGCUACCAACAGGGACUAAUUCCCCAUUUUGAAUUAGAACAUCCAAACCAGAUGAUUCAAUAUCGACAGGUCUCGGAUUUCUAUAACAUUAGAAAUGCCACCAUAAAGCCACAAGAGGAAAGGAAUACAUUUAUUCAUAAUGAAAAUAGCCAACAAAUUUGUAAUAAAGUGAGCUUCUCUGAUAUUGAUAAAGUCGUUAGCACGGAAGCAGACAGUACAGUUACAGAAGACGAACUUCAUCAGCGAAAUAACUAUAACUAUAUUACAAAUAACAAGGAGGAACUUAUUCCUACUGAUAAGGAACAGAAACAAGAAGGAAUUGUAAUUUCUGAAAAUACCCUGGAUAAAAAUACCCCGAAUGAGGAAAUACAGAAAGGAGAUAAGUGGGACAAUCCCAUUCAUAACGCACAACAUGAACUUACCGAUGAGGCGGAGUUCACUAAUGCGCUUGGCAUACGAAUAGUUGACGUUAUGAGUCUUCAUCCCGAAACCAACAAUGAUGACACGUUGUGGCAGGGAAGUGAUUAUCAGAGCAUAUUAUCGAAGCAGCCCAACGAAAAAAUAUCAAACAGUGUGCACAAAACAGACUGUCUAGAUAAAAGGAAUGAUACACAAAUCAUAUAUGAAAGAAGUCAGUUUAUUUCCAAUAAAUGUUCAUCAAGUUCAUGUACGUACAGUGCAUGUAAUGGUGACCCCCUUCUUUUGUCUCGAAUGACUGACUUUCUACAUGUUACACAAAUAGAAAUCAAGCAUUUGUUUGAUUGUUCCCUGUGUUAUAAAAGAAGUCUCAAUGCUACUAAUCACUGGAACGAAGGUAACCCGGGAUUCAGAGAAUCUGCAGAACCGUUAAUGACGAAAGAUGUACCCCACAAAACAUUUUAUUCUUUACUGAAGGCAAGUAAGAAAAGAUUACGCUUACUAGAGGUUCAUGUUGGAGAUAUACACAUAAGUAACGAAAAAUACGCCAGCGAGACAGCGAUAUACAUCUGCUCUAGAUGCAAAGAAAAUAUGCCAGCAUUAUUUUUCAUUGAUGACCAUUUGAACAGCAAACAUAAAGAUUUGUUUGUAAGCUUAAACUCAAAGAUGGAUCAGCUUAAGGAGUCAGAAACUGUUAGGAAUGUGAUAGAUGAUGUGCAUUUGUGUCUAGCUAUUGAUACAAAUUUGUAUAAUGCCGUUCAGAAUACAAUACAAGAAAAAAUGACCCAAAAUGAACUAAAGAAAAAAUUAAAUUUUCAUUUACCUAAAUCAAAAGAAUCACGAGACGGAACGACAAUCAAACAACUUAUUGAAAAAAAUAAUGGUGUAGGAUCAAGUCAGUUAAACGAAAAAUGUAUUAACUCUGAGAAAACUAGUGAUAACAUCAGCUACAUAAAAAACGUUGCAGAAGUUACCCAAUCACCGAUUAAUAGUCAAAAUCCAUCAUUAUAUCAAGUAGAACAAUGUCAUAAAAAGACAGAUUCAGCUCCGGCAACUGCUACUAAAUCUAUGCCGGUAACAGGCAAAUCAGAAUUCAACAGCCGUAUAUUGAAAACACAACAGUUCACUGCUGUCAGUUCUUCAUGCAAUAUUCAUGCUGUUAACAAUGAAACCAAAAUACAGUUUCCAGACGAUGACGUUAUCAUCGUUGAAGAAAGUUGUACGGAUAAUAAGAGCAUCUGCAAUUCAGUGAGAAAAUCGCCACUGGUACCUUCACGCCAGCAAGAAGGUUUCGUCAUUCCAAUGAAUCUGCGUAAAGAAUAUGUUAAUCAUAUUAAUAAUGAUGUUGUAUAUCAAGGUACUUCUGUUGACAACAAGAGAUUGUAUUCUGGAUACACAGUUCAACCAAUAAGGCCCGUCGUAAAUCAGCAACAUCCAGCUGCAACGAACAGUUACAAAACCGAUAAUGCAAAGUACCAAUCAAUAAGUAAGAAUGGCAACUAUCAUGUACAAACAAAGCAGUGUUCACAAAAUCUGUAUCCUGGGAUAAAAUAUUCUGGAAUAGGGCAGCAUUAUUGCCGGAAUGUGUUUCCCUUGGACACCAGAGUCGACGUAAAGAAUGAUCACAGACUGAAGACAAAACUUGUGACUAACAACGAAAGCUAUCAUCAGGGUGUAAAACAUAACUCAUUAAUUCCUUUUCAAAACAAUUACAAUGAAAACGUCAAUAAUCAGAGAUCAGAGAAAUCAGCCCAAAGUACUACCAUGCACACUCAUUUACUAGGGCAUCAGACUCAAUUUCCUUUAUCGACAAGUCAAUACAAUGUUUUUAAUGCCAGAACUAGGGAAACAAAUGAUUGUUCGACUACCAAAACUGAUGAAAUUAAACACGGUUUUCCUUCAUGUAACAUGUUGAGAGAUCAACACAUAUGCAACGGAAAUGAGAGAGGAAAUUACUUUCAAUUACCAAGACGCACGUCCAGUGCAAUUAUCGAUGAAUUAUAUUCUAAGAACAGUUCACUACCAACUCUUCCUUAUGGAAACUACCAGACAUAUCCUCCAAGAACACUAUAUCAACAGACAUAUAUAGAUGGUCAUAUGUUCAGGAAUCAGCGUUUUAUUCGUAGAUAUCCAUUAAAUAAUCCUUAUCAGAAUCAAUUGAGAAGACAGCGAGUGAUAUCUGCCCAAAAAUGUUGCCAACUAAGUUCGCCGACGUUGUCAUCUUUCGAAAACCAGACUUUAUUUCCUGAUAAUAUGCAUCGGCAUUGUAUGUCUCAUCAGUUUGGAAAUAUCAAAGAACACAGGCAAAGCACUUCAAGUAACCUACGUGAUUGUGAUCGAUUACAAAGUGAUUGUCUAUCACAUAUGGAAAUUCAAACAUCUUCUCUUGAAUAUUCAGACGAUACGUCACCUGAAAAAUAUCAAAUGUUUAAGUUAUCACCAGUUGGCCAAAAUCGACGUUGUGAAAAAAUGCCAUAUUUUUUGUAAUUCGAUUUUUUAUAUGGGAAAUGACUGAAUUUCAAUUAACAUUAUAGUUAUUUGAUGUUUUAAACGUAGCUUACACUAUCUGAUGAUUGGUUUUUCAAGAUUUAUGUUUUGCAAAAAUUACACUAGUCAUUGUAACAUCUUAUCUAGGAAAUCAUAUGGUUCAGAUGAUUGAAAGUUAAAAAAAAAAAUACUUAAAGUAAAAUAAGGUGUUUAAGUUCAUUGAUGCAUAUUUUACGACAAGGCAUAAGGAAAACAAAUUUUUUUUUUUACAGAUUUCCAAAAGCAUGUGCUUCGUGCGAAUUCAUCAAUUUUUAAUUAUUGUUAGUUUGGAAAUGAAUUGGAAUAUGCAUCAAUAACAUCUCGAUUCGCAAUACUUAAAGACUGAAAUAUAUGACUAAACAGAGGGUACUGUUUAAAAUCAAGUGGAAAUUAAAAUUUUCUGUAUUGAAAGUAUACAAGUAUAUUCAUAAGCACAUAAACUAUGAUUGAAUACUGUUAUAAUUUACAAUUCGUAUUCUUUAUUACCUUUUACUUUACAGUUCAUUGGAGUCAAUGUACUUGAAAUUUAAGUACAACAGAUUUUUGGUUGCACGUUUACAUUUUCAGCAUUUUGAACGUUUGUCUUUUUCAAAUCUCAUGAAGUUAUGAUGUUCAGACAUGGAUUACUGAGAUCAUUGUUGGUAACAUUUUUGUACCAAUAUUUUGAGUACAAAUCAAGUACUGGAAAAUACAAGUACCUAAAUAUUACAAUAAAUAUAAAGUAAAGAAAUAGUACUAAAUAUAACAAGUAAAUUUCCAGUACUACAAAUUUUAAGUACAGAAAUAGUACCUAUGCAAAAGUAGCUGUGCAGGUUAACUGUUUGAUAAUCUUUUUACUAAUAAGUUUUUAAUAAAUCUUAACAAACUUGGCGCGAACAAGUUAUAUUUCUAAAUGUAAUUUUCCCCAAGUUACUUAGAUUUUGGACACACUAAAAUAACACGGAAAUCGCCUUCAGUCCCUGACGGCAAAAUGUACAUAUACGGCAUGACAACUUUAUUUUUUGGUAGAGUCCAGUUUCAACUGCUAGCAUGUGAGAAAAAAUGUUUCUUGGAAAGUGGUCCCCGUUACAUAUAGUAGGGCUAUAUUGUCGAAAAAAAUUGUAAACUGAAGCUCUUUUUGUUUUAUAGAUAAAUUAUACCCGUUAUCAAUAAACGAAUAGAUAUUUGAUAAUAUCUAAAAGUCGUUGCUUAAAAAUAUUGUCUUGUCUUUAGCCGUUGUAUUGAUAAAUAAAAGUAUUAUUUUUUUUACUUCACUAUAAUGGUUGCUUCACAGUAUUUUUGUUGUUAAGUGAUUUUAAGAUGCAUAUAACUUUUA